UGUUCGGGAACCACAACAAGCGAUUCGGGCGCCGCGGAGUGGAGCAAUCACCCGUCCGUGAUGUCACAACACAACCCCAAUCACGCCCACCCACACUACCACUACCCGUCCCAUACGACGCCGCUGGCUCUGCAGCAGCAGCAGCAUCAACAGCAGCAGCAGCACGGCAGUAGUUGGUACUCACAUGUUGCUUCCUACCCAGCAGCCUCGGCCUCCCACUCCCACCCCCUCUCUCACUCGGCCUUUGGCCCUGCGCCCCCUUGCAAGGCCAACAUCAGCAACAACAACGCAAACAACAUUAUGGGCGCCUAUGGAGGAGGAGUGGGAGGGAGUGGAGGCUCGCAUGGAUAUUUCGGCGCCGCUGGCGGUGGCCUCAAUGUCAGCGGGGCGGGGGGUGGUGCUGGGUCGUCCUACGGCCUUGGGGCCAACACGGUGGCAUAUGCUCACAACCAACUGCUGCAGUACCAGCAUCAUCAUCAGCAAAACCAGCAGCAGCAGCAGCACAUAGGCCUGGGCCAGCGAUCCUAUAUGGGCCACGAUGUCAUGGCCGGGAGCUAUCCCUAUAUCAAGAGCGAACCCUUAGAGGGGUUUCAGCAGCCGCCGAAUCCAAUGGCCCCACCUCCGGCACCAGAAAUGAUGAUAAAAUCGGAGCCCAUUGACGACCUGGCCUACAAGUCAAACUACAUAGACGACAAUACGCCAUUUGCGGACUUCAGCAAGUUUAGCGAAUUCAGCGAGGACAUGCUGAGUCCCAAAGUCGAGCUGACUGUCAAGGAUGAGUCCUUCGUCAGGAACCCCAAUAGCUUUUUACGCCGUAAGCAACAAUCGGAUCUGACGACAGCAGAGAGCCUGCCCGUCUGCCAGCGAUGCAAGGAGGUGUUCUUCAAAAAGCAGACUUACCUGCGGCACGUCGCGGAGAGCAACUGCGGCAUCCAGGAGUAUGACUUCAAAUGCACCAUAUGCCCUAUGUCCUUCAUGACCGCCGAGGAGUUACAACAGCACAAACAACAGCAUCGAGCGGACAGGUUCUUCUGUCACAAGUACUGCGGAAAGCAUUUUGCCACGAUCGCUGAGUGCGAGUCGCACGAGUACAUGCAGCACGAAUACGAAAACAUUGUGUGCAACAUGUGCUCGGGAUCUUUCGCCACGCGGGAACAACUGUAUGCCCACUUGCCACAGCACAAGUUCCAGCAGCGCUUUGACUGCCCCGUAUGUCGGCUGUGGUACCAAACGGCUAUGGAACUGCACGAGCAUCGCCUAGCUGCACCUUACUUCUGCGGUAAAUACUACACAAGUGGACAAUCCCCGGUCCCGUCCUCCCAACAGCAACCGCACCAGAGCCAGACGAACUACAAGCUGCAGGACUGUCAUAUGGCCACCAUGGAAAUGCCAAGCGCACCGCUUCUUAAGACGAACUCAUCCAACUCGCCUGCCUUGCCUGCGACAGCAGCGCUUAAUUCACUGCUGCAGCAGCGCCAGGCCAAUGCCGAUGGAGCGGCUAUUUUUGCCGCAUCUUCGCUGAAGAACGAGGUUGCUGUAAAACUGGAGCGUAGCUACAGUAACUCGACCAACGAAUCUUCUUAUAGCGUCCAGGAGAGUGGCUACAAUAAUGUGUAUGGCAGCAGCGACAGCUCAGUGCACGGUGCCAUCGCCGGACCACAGGCACACUCUUCAACGCUGGACGACUCCGAGGAUGCGCUGUGCUGUGUGCCGCUGUGCGGUGUGCGGAAGAGCACGAGUCCCACCUUGCAGUUUUUCACGUUCCCGAAGGACGAAAAGUAUCUCAACCAGUGGUUGCAUAACCUCAAGAUGUUCCACAUACCCGCUUCCAGCUACGUUAGCUUCCGGAUCUGCAGCAUGCACUUCCCCAAGCGAUGCAUCAACCGCUACUCGCUGUGCUACUGGGCGGUGCCGACGUUUAACCUCGGCCACGAUGACGUAGCCAAUCUCUACCAGAACCGGGAGCUGACCAACACCUUUACCACUGGCGAAGUGGCGCGCUGCAGCAUGCCACACUGUACCAGCCAGCGGGGUGAGAGCAACCUCAAGUUUUACAACUUCCCAAAGGACAUCAAAAGCCUGAUUAAGUGGUGCCAAAACGCUCGACUCCCGGUGCAGGCAAAGGAACCGCGACAUUUCUGCAGCCGUCACUUCGAGGAGCGGUGCAUUGGCAAGUUCCGUCUAAAGCCUUGGGCGGUGCCCACCUUGCACUUGGGCGCCCAGUACGGCAAGAUCCACGACAAUCCGAAGAAUCUAUACGUGGAAGAAAAACGCUGUUGCCUCAACUUUUGCCGUCGGAGCCGUUCUUCUGAUUUCAAUAUGUCGCUAUAUCGAUUUCCUAGAGACGAAGUCCUGCUACGUCGCUGGUGCUACAAUCUUCGCCUCGAUCCAGGAGUGUAUCGUGGAAAGAAUCACAAAAUAUGCAGCGCCCACUUUAUAAAGGAGGCGUUGGGUCUCCGUAAACUAUCUCCUGGUGCCGUGCCCACACUUCAUCUGGGCCACAAUGAUACCUUCAAUAUCUACGAGAACGAACUGUGGCCCCCGCCAACACCGACACCUUCCUCUUGUCAUCUCCAACAGCAACAGCAGUCAUCUAUGCAUUCGCUACAACAGCAGAUGCAUAGCAAGUCCUAUCAGCGCCGUUCGGUGGCAUCCACUUCGUCAUCGGCUAGCUCCGCAGCUUCGCAUUAUGUGGACCCGGAGAUGAGCGCCUCUUACCAUCUAGCCAUGUCCGCCUCCGCCGGAGGCUCUUCGGCCAUAAACGCUAGUGACAGCAUGGACGUCUGUUGUGUGCCCAGUUGCGAGAGCAAGCGACACAAUAGCGAGAACAUUACAUUCCACACGAUUCCGCGACGGCCCGAGCAGAUGCGUAAAUGGUGUCACAAUCUUAAAAUUCCCGAGGAGAAGAUGCAUAAGGGCAUGCGAAUCUGUAGCCUUCACUUCGAGCCCUACUGCAUCGGUGGCUGUAUGCGACCGUUUGCUGUGCCAACCCUUCAGUUGGGUCACGACGACGAGGACAUUCACCGCAAUCCGGACGUGAUCAAGAAGCUGAACAUCCGGGAGACAUGCUGUGUGGCUGUAUGCAAACGGAAUAGGGACAGGGACCAUGCCAACCUGCAUCGUUUCCCUAGCAACGUGGCGUUACUAAAGAAGUGGUGCGCCAAUUUGCAACGCAGCGUGCCCGAUGGCAGUAAGCUUUUCAAUGAUGCCAUCUGUGAGGUGCACUUUGAGGAUCGCUGCCUGCGCAACAAGAGGCUUGAGAAGUGGGCAGUACCUACUCUGAUCCUGGGGCAUGAGGACAUCGCCUAUCCGCUGCCCACCCCAGAGCAAGUCACUGAGUUCUAUGCCCGGCCCACGGCUCCUAACAACGGCGAGGAACAGGGCGAGUGCUGUGUGGAGACUUGCAAGAGAAAUCCUAGCGUGGACGAUAUCAAACUAUACCGCCCGCCGGAGGAGGCCACCGUGCUAGCCAAGUGGGCGCACAACCUGCAAACGGACGCCAACCAACUGACAAGCAUGAGGAUCUGCAACCUUCACUUCGAGGCGCAUUGCAUCGGCAAGAGGAUGCGACAGUGGGCCAUACCGACUUUGAAUCUAGCCGGCAACAUUGAGAAUCUUUACGAGAACCCAGAGCAAUCGUUGCUGUACAGGCGACGCACGACUCACUUGAAGACGAAGCUGCCGCCAGCCUCCGUGAAGCCCACUUGGGUGCCCAGAUGCUGUCUUCCACACUGUCGCAAAGUCAGAGCCCUGCACAAUGUCCAGCUCUAUCGCUUCCCCAAGCUCAAUCGCUCCACAUUGGCCAAGUGGGCGCAUAAUCUCCAGGUCCCAAUGGUGGGCAGUGCCCAGCGCAGGCUAUGUUCGGCCCAUUUCGAGCCGCAUGUGCUUAGCAAAAAGUGUCCGGUGCCGCUGGCGGUGCCUACGCUCGACCUAAAUUCACCACCCGGCUUAAAAAUCUAUCAGAAUCCGGCCAAGCUAAAGGCCAGCAAACUGUGCCUGCAACGAGUUUGCAUCGUCGAGAGCUGCCGCAAGACGCGGGCGCAGGGCGUGCAGCUUUUCCGGCUGCCGCAUAGUCCUACACAGCUGCGAAAAUGGAUGCACAACAUAAGGACGCGGCCACGAGCAGCUAUGCGGGCUCAGUACCGAGUUUGUUCUCGCCACUUUGAGACGCACUCAUUCAAUGGCCGAAGAUUAAGUGCAGGUGCCAUACCGACUCUGGAACUGGGCCACGAUGGCGACGAUAUCUAUCCCAAUGAAGCGCAGGCAUUUGUGGACGAGCAUUGUGCUGUGGAGGGCUGCGAGGCAUCUAAGGAGCAACCGGAGGUGCGUCUUUUCCGCUUCCCCACCGACGACGACGAUAUGUUGUGGAAGUGGUGCAACAACCUCAAAAUGAAUCCGGUGGAUUGCAUUGGGGUACGCAUCUGCAACAAGCACUUCGAGGCCGAUUGCAUCGGUCCUAAGCACCUGUACAAGUGGGCCAUUCCUACGCAGGAGUUGGGCCACGAUGACGCGCAGAUCGAGCUGAUCCCGAAUCCCAAACCAGAGGAGAGGUAUGUGGAUCCCGUCUUCAAGUGCAUCGUACCCACCUGCGGCAAGACUCGACGGUUUGACGAGGUGCAAAUGAACAGCUUUCCCAAGGACCCGGAUCUAUUCGAGCGAUGGCGGCACAACCUGCGCCUGGAUCAUCUCAGUUUCCAGGAGCGUGACCGCUACAAGAUCUGCAACGCUCACUUUGAGGAGAUCUGUAUUGGAAAAACACGGCUCAACAUCGGUUCCGUUCCAACCUUGGAACUUGGUCAUGACGAUGAGGAUGAUAUUUUCCAAGUGAACCCAGCGGAGCUUCAAAGCAAUUUAUUCGGGCGACAGCGUCGACUGCAGCUCGAGGGAUCCGGCGAACUGAGGGUCAAGCAAGAGCUAUCCGAGACAGAGGACAACAACAAAGUGGAUGUGAUGGUCACAGGCUCCAAUUCCAAGCAGGUGAAAAUCAAGAGAUCUACUUCGGAUCUAAAAUGUUGUGUGCACAGUUGUGGAAGAAGUCGCUUGGAGCACGGUGCACGUCUGUUUCCUUUUCCUACGGGCAAGCAGCAGCACCUAAAGUGGCGUCAUAAUCUGCACUUGGAACCAGAGGAGGUGGACCGAUCGACGCGCGUUUGCAGCGCUCACUUUAAUCGACGUUGCAUCGAUGGCAAACAACUGAGGAGCUGGGCGAUGCCCACCCAACAACUGGGACACAACGACCAACCGAUCUACGAGAACCCGAAGAACAUACCCGGUUUUUUCACACCUACCUGUGCCCUGGGCCACUGUCGCAAGCGAAGAAGUAUUGACAACGAUCUGCGUACCUAUCGGUAUCCUAGAAGCGAAGAUCUUCUGGAAAAAUGGCGAGCUAACCUACGAUUGGCUCCGGAUCAGUGUCGUGGUCGGAUCUGUGCGAAUCACUUCGAACCGCAGGUGCGGGGCAAGCUUAAGUUGAAGACGGGAGCGGUUCCCACACUACAACUGGGACACGACGAGGGAUUGAUCUACGACAAUGAAGCUAUAAAGGCUGGCAUGGCCGAAGAAGAGGAGAGCAUAACCACAGAGUUCCCGAGACUGAAACCAAAAGAGGUGCUCGAAGAGGAGGAGGAGGAGGGUGAAGGAAUUGAUGGCGAGCAGGAGCACCCAGAUGACCUGGACGACAAUGCCGAUGAAGAAGACAGAGAUGAACAUUAUUUUGAUCCUCUUGAACUAGUAGAGACUUUUGCUGAACAUCGUAGCGAUGACGAAGCCCAGGACUAUGAGGAUGAAGAAGACGAGGGUCGGGUUGAGGACUCCCCUUCCAGGUACGAUUUGAAGGAGGAGAUAGAACAGCUUCCAAGCUCCCCACCUUCCCCUCUUCCCCGGCGUUACCAAGCUCCGCGUCGAGACAAGCCGGCUAACAACGUAACGCCCAUUUGCUGCCUGAAGCACUGCAGGAAGGAACGUACUGCCUUCCACCUCCUGAGCACUUUCGGAUUCCCAAAGGAUCGUCAGUUGCUGCUAAAGUGGUGUGCCAAUUUGCAUCUAAACCCGGACGACUGUAUCGGUAGGGUUUGCAUUGAGCACUUCCAGUCGGAGGUACUCGGCACCCGUAAGCUUAAGCAGAAUGCCGUGCCCACCCUUAAUGUGGGACAUGAGGAACCGCUUAGAUACUCGUGUCAUGGCGUGGAUCAGAAUCUCGAGGAGCGGGACCCGCAGCCACAGCAUUCGGUUUUUCGGCUUUGGAGCCUGAAACACUGCCGAAAAAGGAAGCUAACGGAGCCGCCGGAUAUUCCCCUAGCCAAGAGGAGAGCGCAGGAGAUGCCUAUGUUGAAACGAGAGUGGGAGAUGGAGAUGCCGAUGCCAAUGCCGAUUCAGAUGCAGAUGGAGCGGAAGAAUGAGGCAAAGAAUAUAACUCAAACUAAAAAUGAAUCAUAUAUAUGCUGUAUCAGCAGUUGCGCAAACCAGGAAAUUAGCCAACUGCUGGCUUUUCCCGAAGAGAAGUUCCUGCUAAGAAAGUGGAGACAUAAUUUAAGGAUGUCUGAGACUGACCCUACUUCUCUAAGCCUGAAAAAAGUUUGUGUGGCGCACUUCGAUUCGCAGCUGUUGGAGAAUGGAAAACUCAGGAAGGAUGCAGAGGCAAAAGCUGUGCCCACUGUGAACGUGGGCCACAGCAGCUGGAACCUUUACAGAAGCAAUGGGAUCUGUCUGGUGCCAGAAUGCAGCCACACAACCUUCGGACGCGUAAGCUUCAUCGACCUGCCGGAUAACAGCAUAAUUAGGGACGCUUGCUUCUCCUGCCUCAAUCUACCUGAAUCCUGCGAGGAGCAGGCGAGACUAUGUAGUAUCCACUUUAUGGAGGCAUACAAGAAGUUAGAUCUUCCUAAUGUUCUGCACCCCCAAGUAAUAGAGGCUCUACAAAGUGCUCUGGACGAAAUGCAAUGUGCGGUACCCGGCUGUUGUUAUAAGGAUGCUGAUCCGAAUAUUUACCUAAUCCAGCUUCCCGGUAACAAGGAGAUGCUGUCGAAGUGGCUGCACAACACCAAGGUCCCCUACGAUCCUUCUAGGCGCCAAAGCUAUCGUAUCUGCACGAACCACUUUGAAUUAGAUUACUUGGAUACGAAUGGCCCGCUAAAGGGGGCUAUACCGACGCUCCACCUAAACCAUGAAGAUGAGAUUCACUUAAAUACUAGGCCCUUGCCAGAGGAGCAGGGCUCUAUAUUAACUCCACUGCGGAUAAAGACGGAUGUGGCCUUCCUGGGCAGUCCCUGUGCAAGUGCAAGCCCCAGUCCACGGGGCAGAAUCCGGAUAUGCUGCAUUCCCACAUGUGGACAGAUUGGAAGCAGUCAAGUGAGGCUGUUUCGUUUUCCCACCGAGGAGCAGGCGUUGCUCCGGUGGCUGGUGAACACACAACAGCAGCCAAGACUGGUAGAUCCCACGGACUUGUACGUGUGCCAGUCGCAUUUUGAGCCGGAGGCCAUUUGCAAGAAGCAACUUCGAAGCUGGGCUGAGCCCACACUAAACCUGGGACACGACGGUUAUGUAAUUCCAAAUGCCAAACAUAAUGGAAAUAUUUCGGACAGCCAAGAUACUGAGGAAGCAAUGAGAUUUAUUCGGGAACGCUUCUGCUCAGUCAUUUCUUGCUUUCAGGCAGGAGGACAGGAUGAGGAGGGAGUGAGGCUAUUUGACUAUCCCGAGGAUAUGGCGGCUACUCGAAAAUGGGCAGCCGCAUGCAGACAUCGCUCUAUGCAGGCCAGGAGCCAUGGCUUCAAGGUGUGCCAGUUGCACUUCGCUAAGGAAUGCUUUGACCACAAUACUGGAGACUUGAUUGAGGGUGCUGUGCCCACUUUGGAGUUGAGCAGAGAUGAAAUGGAGAGGCAAUGUCUUGUGGCUGGAUGUGUAAAAAAUGAUGCCAAUGGAACUCGCCUCCGCUACUUUAAGAUACCAAAAGUUGCUGCCCAAUUGGAAGCGUGGAGCAAUAACCUUAAAAUCCCUCCAUCGGAUCUCAUGCAAGGGGAGCAGCAGUACAUCUGCGAGAAACACUUUGAGGCGUUCUGCUUCGGGGCCAAUAAAGGACUGCGUUCUGGUGCUCUUCCAACCCUCCUGCUAGGCCAUGAUGAGGAGGUGGAUAUGCUUCCAAAUCCGGAAAGCCUUUUAUGCCAGGAUACGUGCUGCGUACCGGGAUGCGGGCGUAUCUGGCAGACUGGGGAUCGUAAGUUUCGCGGAUUUCCCAAAUUAUUGGCCAUGGCCAAAAAAUGGAGGCAUAACCUUCGUCUGGUAGAGCCCGUGGAGCAACUAGCCAAGCUGAAGGUCUGCAGUACUCACUUUGAAGCAACCUCACCCAACCUGGGCUCAAAUGGAUUAUGUUCUAGUACCUCGAUACCAACCCUGGAAUUGGGUCACUCUUCUCCGGAUAUUUACCCAGCGGAUAUCAGCUUUAAGUUCCAAAAGCGGUCCGGAAUGCCGGCGAAAAUUUAUUGUUGUUAUCCCAAGUGCGAGGAAACCUGUUUGCCCAAGAAUCUCUCUUACGGGCUUCCCCAGGACGAGCAUCUAAGGAAAGCCUGGCUAAACCAUAUGGACAUAGAAGAUCCGAAAGACGAAGGAGUCGCUCUGCUUUGCCCGCUGCACUAUGUCAUUCUAUAUCAGCACAGUGCCACACACCAUCCGGAGCAUCAUGCUUCAAGCAGAAUGUUUCUUGAAGACAACUACAAUGAAGCGCGGAACAACAGGCGUUUGAAGAUUGUGAGCUGUACGGUCAAGGGCUGUGACAUGGUUAAGCCCCGGGAUGGUGUAGCACUGCACGGGAUGCCGCAAAACAAAGACAUUCUGCAAAUGUGGAUAGACAAUGGCCAGAUUGAGUUCUUAGAGCAACAGCGGUACAUGUUCAAGGUGUGUCACAAUCACUUUGAGCCAUGCUGCUUCUUCGACGACAGACGUUUGCACUCAUGGAGUGUGCCCACUUUACGCUUACCUGGCGACGUAAUUCAUCAAAAUCCUACCGCCGAGCAGUGGCAGAGCAUGAUUAAGAAGCAAGAAGCAGCAAACACAUACGCAGAAGAGAGCGAUGAGCCAGAGCCAUUUGAGGACGUAGUUAAAACCGAGCCCAUUUUGAAGAUGGAGCAUAUCGAAUCGGAAUAUGAAGAUGAAAACCCUGAGAUGCAAGCCCUAGAGGUCCUCCUAGAAGUUGGCCAUGUCGAGCGAAUGGAGAGUUAUGAAAAAAUUGAUAAAUCACCUUUGAUCUACAACGAUAAUGCACCUUUUCGAUCUUCACCCAUACGUUGCCAAUACAAUGCUAAUCACUGUGCCGUAGAAGGAUGUGAGGUGACUGUUGAGGAUGUGGACGGCACGAUUAAACUGCACAAAUUCCCCGCGUCGCAGGAAGCCGCACAGAAGUGGAUGCACAACACCCAAGUUGACAUGGACGAAAAGUUCUGGUGGCGCUACCGCAUAUGCAGUUACCACUUUGAUCAAGAGUGCUUUCAGAGUGCUAGAAUUCGAAAAGGCGCGAUGCCCACGCUUCUGCUAGGACCUCGGCGACCGGAAACGGUGUACGAUAAUGAAUUUGCACUACCAGAUGGGGAAGAACCUUUUCUAGAGCCACCGGAGACUCAGCUUGAGGAUACUAUGACUGUGGCGUCCAGACUUCGAAAGGAGGUGUCUAAUUUAUGCCUGCCCCCACGGGCGCCGCCUCGAAAGUCAAGCAAGUUCUGCCAGAUUGAUUCUUGCACGAACCAUCUAAACACUGAGAACAUGACUCUUCACAAGUUUCCCCAUUCGGAGGACAUGUGCCUCAAAUGGCAGCACAACACGCAAGUCCCAUUCGACCCAUACUACCGUUGGCGUUACCGCAUUUGCAGUGCGCAUUUUCAUCCGGUCUGUUUGGUCAAUAUGCGUCUGGUCCAUGGAAGCGUUCCCACUUUAAAGCUGGGACCCAAGGCUCCUUCCGAGCUGUUUGACAACGAUUUCGAAGCCAUUAACCUAAGGUUGGAUAAAAGGUUGACAGAGUCCAAUGCUAAUGUGUACAUUAAGCAUGAAAGGGAAGAGGAUGAGGAUUCUAUGGUGUUCCUGGAGCCGGAACUCCAGUUACACGAUGAUCAAGACGAUAAGAUAUCAAGCUGGAACAGCAAACUACAAUUACAACCUGUGAAGCAAGAGAAAAUUGUUUACAGCCAGAUCAAGUCUGGCUAUGAUAAGUGUUCCCUGGCUCACUGCCAGCGCCAAAGGUCCCAGCAUGGCGUCCACAUUUAUAAGUUUCCCAGAUCGAGGCGGCAACAGGAACGUUGGAUGCACAAUCUACAUAUUCGCUAUGAUGAGCGGACACCGUGGAAAUUCAUGAUCUGCAGCGUUCAUUUUGAGCCGCACUGUGUCAGCCUCAGGAAGCUGCGACCUUGGGCUGUGCCCACACUGGAACUUGGUGACAAUGCACCAGCAAUCUUUUCGAACGAACAGUGCGAGAAGGAGCUGCUGACCGAUCGCAGUGAUCUGGAUAGCGAUGCGGAGGACGAAGACGGCUUACAGGAGGACGACGAUGAUGAAGACGAAGACGAUGUGAAGCCCGAUGUAAUUGGCAUAAAAAGGAGGAGACGUUUUAAGAUAGAUUCCACCUGCCCUUCAAGCCAGAUUGCACCCUGGAAAGUUAAACAAUGCUGCCUCCCCUAUUGUCGUGCCUUUCGAGGGGAUGGCAUCAAACUGUUUCGGCUUCCGAACAACCGAAACUCCAUUAGCAACUGGGAAAGGGCCACCGGCAUGGUAUUCAAAGAGUCGCAAAGGAACACUCGACUAAUCUGCAGCCGUCACUUCGAGCCAGAGUUGAUUGGAGUCAGGCGUCUAAUGCGUAACGCCAUUCCCACGAAGCACUUGAGCCCUCAAGCAGUUAACCAGAUCCGUACUAAAAAGGAGAAGAAUCCUCCUGCCACUAUUAUACCCAUCUGCUGCAUGGCGGACUGUCACUACAAUGGAAAUGUGAAGCUGCACAAGUUUCCAAGUGAUCCUACUCUUCUCAGACAGUGGUGCCAGGCUCUCCGGCUCACUGAUACGCAACGGUAUUUGGGCAAGCAUUGCUCCAUGCACCUGCCAAUGAACAAGACGUUGAGUUGUGUCAUCUGCGGUGGGGACAAUGUAGAGUUGCCGAUGUUAAGGUUUCCGGAAAACCGCAACCAGCGCGCCAAAUGGUGUUAUAAUCUCAAAAUUGAUACAAUACCAAAGUGGGACCACUCCAAGCACAUUUGCUGCCGGCACUUUGAGUCCCAUUGCUUCGACAAGCCGGGUGAGCUUCGUCCAGGAGCGGCUCCCACGCUCCAUCUCAAUCACGAUGACACAAACAUAUUCUUCAGCGACUAUGCCACUGGUCUUCCGUCCUCGCCACUAGGCAAUCGAAUCAAAGACGAGCCCCUGGAAUCUGAGUCCGACGAGAUGCUGCUGGUGUAGUCUCCCCUGUUCCCACUCGAAAUCAUUUUAUUCUAGGUUUUAGCUCUACUAUUUUAUAGGCCCUUUUGUACAUUUCUCGUACCCGUGCCACACACAUCACGUCUUCUAGUUUUUACCAAGUAGUCUCUACCAUCUACCAGUGAUUUUAAUGCGUUAUUUAUUCGUAAGUGACUUAAGGAAAAAUUGCCAUACAUUGAAACGUAUAACACGAAAUGUUCCUUAAGUUUUUGUUUUUACUUUUAUACAUAAACACAUACAUAUGUACUGCG
Drosophila serrata is the source of this 11693-nucleotide messenger RNA. RefSeq lists its product as uncharacterized. Gene Ontology annotation, molecular function: sequence-specific DNA binding. The record is from RefSeq and is a predicted model, not a curated record. Lineage: Eukaryota; Metazoa; Arthropoda; Insecta; Diptera; Drosophilidae.